This is a messenger RNA of Acanthaster planci (crown-of-thorns starfish), 3596 nucleotides long. It is a transcript of the gene tspan33, whose product is annotated as tetraspanin 33. NCBI's taxonomy places the organism in Eukaryota, Metazoa, Echinodermata, Asteroidea, Valvatida, Acanthasteridae. The record is from RefSeq and is a predicted model, not a curated record. Gene Ontology annotation, cellular component: plasma membrane.
AAUCGGUGACUAUUUCAUAUUGAAGGUGAAACUUCCAACAAAUAGUCGUCGGAAAAUGCUAUGAUUAAUAAGGUGGAGUCCAAAUUGGCACAGAAACAAGAUAUAGAUAGGCCUAAACUCGAAAUUAUCUGAUUUCUGAAAUUUCUUCUGCUGUACGGCUGCAAAAUGGAGGAGGGCAGAGACUUGACCGAGAGUCACAUUAAUCCUUGUAUCAAGUACACACUUUUUGUCAUCAACUUUUUACUAUGGGUGUUCUCCAUCUGUCUGAUUGUCAUCGGCGUCUGGGCACUGAUUGAGAGGCAAAACACCAUCUACAUCACGUCCUACCUGGAUGUCUUCACCGAGCCCUCCAUCGUCCUCAUUGUCGUGGGCAGCAUCGCCUUCAUCCUGGGGUUCACUGGCUUCCUGGGAGCGCUGCGAGAGAACUGCUGCCUCCUGAUGUUUUUCUAUCUGUUCAUGCUGCUGAUCUUCAUACUGGAGGUAGUCGCAGGAAUCCUGGCAUUCGUUUACAGUGGCAACUUUUACAACACGGUGGAUGAGAUCAUUGAGCGCUCGAUUGCACGUUACAGGAUAGAUGGAGAUCUCACCAAUUUUAUUGACUUUUCUCAAAGGACGUUGGGAUGUUGUGGGGGUGACGGUGGAAGUUCUGGUAGAUCAUACUCGGACUGGUCUCUGAACCGCUACUUCAAUUGCACACCAACAAACCCCAGCCCGGAGAGGUGCGGGGUACCUUACUCUUGCUGUAUGGAUAAACAAGAUCCUAAUGGGGAUUCCACGAUCAUCAACACUCAGUGCGGAUUCAACACUCAGGAAAAGGUGCAAGCUGAAGUAUCGGACGUGAUCUACACAAGCAGCUGUGUCGACAAGUUCCUGGUAUUCGUCAACCAGAAGAGCUACAUCGUAGGGCUGACCGUCUUUGGAGUGGCUGUCGUGCAGUUGCUCGUCAUGCUUCUGGCCUUCUUCUUGUGCAGACAGAUUCAGCAAGAAUGCACGCGCUACAGAGAGUGCAAGAAACGUGGCAUCAACAAUUUUGCCUGAGAGGUUGUUCGGUCACCAAGGUGUUCAGCUGGGAGCAAAUUUGCAUUCGUAGUGAUCAGGUGUUGGAACGAGUAGAUCUGAAAUAGAAAUAGCCCCCUCUUGUUCAUGAGCUCUUUGCUGGCAGAUCCAAAAAAAAUUGCGAACUAUCGGAAUGACAUUUAAUGGUCCCUUUUAAAUCACACCAUUUGUUCCCAGCACAAACCUGUGUUUUACGCUGGCCUUCUAGACCAAAUUUCUUUUUACUGCAGAUUAAGGUGGCAUUUGUUCAUAGAACAUUCAAAUUGCAUUACCCAAAAAAAUCUUACAAAUUCAAUUGUGAAGGUCUUUGUCCAGAAAAACUGUUUGUUACAUUGUGUUUAAAUUUGAAACCAAGUGUGAACAGCAGAAAAGAAAGGAAAAUUUUCUCCAUGUGAUGCAAAAUUUAAAAGUAUAGUUAUCUAAUCUAAAAAGUAGUGCUUCCACAGGAACGAAGCACAGGGGAGGGAAUGGACCUUUCCCAUGAAACAUGCAAAUUUGACAGGUGCAUGUGCGCCACUACCACUGCGUGCAAGUGUGGCCGUCAACACUGUCAGCAGUGUAGGAGAACUGCUCUAACCAUAACCUGGCGGGUUCAAAGUCAAUCAAAACCGUAUUACAGCCUUUGUCAAAACUAAGUGAAGUUUUCAGUGUCCUGAGGUCAGAAAGUAACAGUUCCUUGUCUUUAAGUUUGGCAGUCAUGUCAAACUAUACCAGUACAGAAAUGACGUUCUGCACUUAUGGUUGUGCACGCUUGGAGAUUUGUGUUGUUAUGUCAUAGUUAAGCAACUCUGCCAACCAGCAGUAGUAAUGCGCAUGCCUUAUUUGCAUAUUUCAUGGGAAAGGUCCUUCAACCCCAGUGGAAGUUUUGUGCUACAGACAAGUUGAACGAUAAUGUACGAAAUCUCAUCAAUAAGUCAGUUGGAAUGUGUGCAUCUAUCAAAGUAUUUACCAAUUCCUUGAUUUUUCACUUCAAAAUUUAGCAGUACUACAUACUCCUUACGGUUUCAAAUAUUCAGGGAUUUGUGUAUAGUUUUCAGUCCUUUAUAUGACAAGAUGGCUGACUUAAAGAAUUUUUAACAUUUUUAAGUCACAUAGAAUCACAAACCUGACUGUUUUUCAGCACUUUUAACUUGACUUUUACUCCUGUUCUAUGUGAAUUACCGCUGUCUUUCAUUCUUUGACCUUGGAUGCAUACAUCUGAUGUACUACAAUAUCUACAAUUGUCUUUCACCUCCACCCAUGAUUAUCUUUCCACAUCUCACCUGAGAGCAAAAGCCAACCAAUAUUGGCAUUUGCGGUAGCAUAGCUUGUGAGCAAAGAAAGCGACAAAUUUAUGCAGACUGCAGAGCUCGAGCCCACUAAACCUCCUUGCUUGCAAGUGCAGUUGACAUUAACUGUUUGAUCACUAAAGCUCAUGCGACUGGGAUUGGAAACUGGUAAGCCAGAGGUCAUAGGUCAUGGGUGUAAAAAGUAAGCAUAUUUGUUUUAUUCCACAAGCCUUUUGAACUGAGUGUCCCUGAUAAAAACUACAUUGGCAAAGGUCAACAAUUGAUGUUUGUUAAACAUUGUGCAUUAUAGCAGGUAUCCCAGUGUCUUUCAACUAUUGUAUUCAAACAUUGGUUUAAAUAUUUCAUCUUAUCAAAUACUGUCAACAUUUACAUAAAAUAGUGUUCUGAUAACAUACCCUUUAUAUUUUUCUUAUUCUCAAACACUGUGUCCACGUACUUAUUAUUAAGGGUAAUCUUUUGUUUUAAAUGUAGGAUUGCAGUACUUUUUAAGCUAAGGCUUUGUUGCUUCUUCAAUUUAUAUAUUUUUCGUGACAAUUUUAGUUUGCAUGCAUAUGAUCAAAAGUCUGCGGUUGAGUUUCAAAGCUUCGGUGCAGGUUUUGUAAUAUGCAUAUUCUUUUUUGUCUAUAUUUACUUAAUUCAGUUGUAUCUUGAGAAAUACAUGCAAACCGGUUAGGUUGCUUUAUAAAAAAUAAUGUUUAAAUGUAGGGACUGUGUGUAUAUAUCUGGUAUGUAUUUUUUGUGAUUGUUUUAUCAACUUUUUAUAAGAUUUGUUGUUAGAUUUUUUCUGCACGUUUAUUCAUGUAUGAUGCAUGUAGCCUACAGCCGCAUUACUGUAAGAAAUGAUACGGCCUCAAUCAUGGAUGCCCUCGGCUAUAGUGCUCGCUAUAUAGUGAAAUUCUUUCAGCUGUGAAGCUGCAACUCCAUUUGAUGGCAUCCCCAUCUGUGACAGGCUAAGGUUUUUAGAAGCGCUUGCAUUGUACAUUCACGAGAUGUAUAAACAAUAUGGAAAAAAAAGUCAAUGUUGGGAGUGGGUCAUUGUCAGUUGCAACAAAUUUUAAUGCUUUUAUAAACACUUUACAUAAUGCCCAAUCACCUCGCCACGUCAUGCCAGAGGAAAGGAAAUCACACAGACACAUUUGAUGCAGGUGUACUCAUGAUUGUGGCCAUUCAGUUUUCAAGAGAAAUGCGCUUGCAUUCAAAGUACAUCUAAAUUCGUAGCAAUAACGCAGUAAAUAAAACACUGAAGCAACA